CUGCUGUGCAUGACAAAAUUGAACAGUAUUUGAGUCUUGAUUGAAAUUCUAGCAUCAAAAAUGAGCACUUUAAUCCAAAACGUUGGCAGUAAUGAUAUCAGAAAAACAGCAGAAGUGCUGGAAAAACAUGAAUUCACCAUAGAAAAGGAACUUGGACGAGGGACUUCAAGACGAACAUUUCUGGUGAAAAACACAGAUGGAGAUCUUUUCGUGGUCAAAGAGGUCAACUACAGAGAUAAUGAGACUCUCAACAGAGUCAAAAAUGAAGUCAGCAUCCUGAACAAGCUUCGCCAUGGAUAUAUUGUGACUUAUGAGGACUCAUUUGAAGAAUCUGAAAAUUUUUACAUUGUUAUGGAGUACUGUGUCAAGGGAGAUCUCAGCAAAAUUAUGAAAGCGCAGAAAAAUGUAGGGAUGUUUGAAGAAAAACAGAUCCUUGACUGGCUGGUUCAGAUUUGUCUGGCUCUGCAGUAUAUCCAUGAGAACAAUGUUCUUCACAGAGAUGUAACGCCUCAGAAUGUUUUCCUCACUGAAGAUGGCUACAUCAACCUAGGAGAUUUUGGAUGUGCAAAAGCGCUAAGCAGUCCAGUCUGUCCAGAAGUUUAUCAACAGAGAUACAAUUCUAAAAGUGAUAUUUGGUCAUUUGGAUGGCUGCUCUAUUAUCUCUGCAUGCUGGAUGUGUGGUCAAACAAAACAGAGCGCCGUCGCCUACAUGACAACAGCAUGGCAGGAAACACCCCUGAAAUCUCAGAGAUGUACUCGUUGGAUCUACAGAUACUCAUCAAACAAAUGCUCAGCUGUGACCUUAAAGACAGACCUUCAGCUGAGGAGAUUCUAGCUGAACCAUUCCUGAAAGAGGCAGUAAAGAGAAACAAGAGAAUAUCAAUAGAGCUGGAACAAACGUUCAUCAGAGCUCUCAAUGCCUUCAAUAAGGCGUAUAAUGCACACUACAGAGAUUUUAAAGCUUUAGUUGAUGAGUGGGGGGAAACAACAGAUUCACUAGAAGAUAUGCAUUAUAGUACCACAGCAGGCAGUCUGACAGGAGCAGCGAUUGGGACAGCAGGAGGAAUCACUGCAGUGGUUGGUGCAAUUCUGGCACCUUUCACUUUCGGAGCGUCUCUGAUUGUAGCAGGAGUUGGUAUUGGAGUUGGAGUUGCAGGUGGAGUAACAGGAGCUGCUUCUAACAUUACCAAAACAGCAAGAGACAAAUCACUCCGCCAGAAGAUUGAAAAACUGAUGCAGGACUAUCAAAGUGUGAGCACACCAAUUCUUGACUCACUGAAAACAGUGAGGAGGGUAAUGAGAAAAAUCAUUAAGUUCCAAAGUUUUGUUUCAAGCUCAACUUUCAAUAAUGUGCAAAUGGGAUUGAGGUUAGGCAGGACCACAGUAGCUGGUGUCACAGAAUUCAUUACUCUUGGAAUGCUGGCAAGUUUCGGCAGGAUUGCUGUUCAGUCUGCCAAUAUAGGACGAGUAGUAGCAGCAGCUUCAGGUGUGUUAAGUGGAAUAUUAGUCAUUGUUGACGUCGUCUUCAUAGUGAAAGACUCCAGAGAGAUUCAUGAGAUGAGACAACACUGGAGAAAUGAUGAUCCUGAUAAGGUCACAUCAGAUGUACUCAAGUCAAUUGCACAGAUGAGGAAAACAUACAAAGAGCUCUGCACUGUGUUGCAGGACAUUCACAAAACAAGAGAGGAACUGAAUAGUCAUAUUAGCCAGAGCAGAGAUUAGAAAGCUUAAACACAAAAUAACAAAGACUAAUGCAGGACUUUGUCACUUUGGUCUUGUGUUUUCUUGUUUUGGUGGCAGAGUCCGGCCACUUGUCCUGUCCUGAAUGCACUGUUGAAGUUCCCUCAGGUUGUGCACUCAUUUCUCUUGUCUUUGUUUUUAAAGAGAGCAUGCAAUCUUGGGUGAGCUUGAGCUGUGCAUUGUUUUGUUUCUGUUUUAGCAACAGGUUCUUGGGUAACCUUGAGUUAUGUGUCCUUGAUCUUGUUUUGUCAUUUGUGUUGGUGUGGGGUUCAAUGUCACUAUCAGUGUCUUUUGUGAGUGCAUAUUUGUGAGUGCAUGGCCGGGAGUUUACAUGUACCAUGUCCUGUCCUGUGGAUGAUGUGACAAGCUCCAUUGAGUGAAUUUUGUCUGACAUUGCAUCACUGAGACUACAUGUCUCAGCUUGCACAUGCCAGUCUGCAGUCAGAUACUAUUGGGUUUGGUGGGUGGUGGUGUUGUUAGUGUCACAGAAGGCUCAAGGUUGCAUGCAGCCAUGUGCUUCCGUGUUGCAUUUUGUGUGAGUAUGCAGCUGAUGAGUGAUUUCAUGUGGUUUUAUGUGGCACGUGGUUUCGUUUUGGAAUAUAUACUUUUCUUCUUUAUACACAAUGUAAGUUCUGGGCAGAUAUAAAUAAUGGGACAGAUGUUUAACAAGAAGAGGACCGUAUACAUAUCUACUGACCACAAUACAGUGAUGUUAAAAGAGCAAGAAGCCAUUUUUGCAAAACAUUAUAUUACUCUUUUUCACAAUAUCAAACCUCUUAAGAACAGGUAAAAUAAUUCACUGACUUCAAUUAUUAGAAAUUUAAUGUCAUUUUUAUUAUUUUUUUUUAUAAUUAUUAUUUUGUUUGUGUGUAUUUAGAAAAUGAAGUUCUAGUUUCUAUUUACUUGUUGAUUCUUGAAUUUUAUAACAAUAUAAACUGUCAGCACAAAAAUGUCUAAAUAAAUCAACUUAAAACUUC
Messenger RNA from Danio rerio (zebrafish), 2717 nucleotides. Gene Ontology annotation, biological process: lipid transport; lipoprotein metabolic process. Lineage: Eukaryota; Metazoa; Chordata; Actinopteri; Cypriniformes; Danionidae. Gene Ontology annotation, molecular function: lipid binding; protein kinase activity; nucleotide binding. The record is from RefSeq and is marked validated. Gene Ontology annotation, cellular component: extracellular region.